Messenger RNA from Bactrocera neohumeralis, 1829 nucleotides. Its product is annotated as probable serine/threonine-protein kinase irlF. Lineage: Eukaryota; Metazoa; Arthropoda; Insecta; Diptera; Tephritidae. Bases 178 to 1020 code for a protein of 280 amino acids. The record is from RefSeq and is a predicted model, not a curated record. Gene Ontology annotation, molecular function: calcium ion binding. The transcript is spliced from 5 exons.
UUUUGACAUUUCAAAGUUGUAUACGUGUAUACGUGUGAAUUUCUCUGGUUUUUUUGUUUGACGUGGUUGUUCGAUUCCCUUCUGCUGCAUUAAUAUAAAAAUUAAGACUCAGUCUAGAAUUAAAAAGAUUUAUUACACUGCCGUGCUUCCCUGCCUACCUGACGUAGGUGUGCCAAUAUGCGUCCUGAAAUCAAGUCUUUCCACCGAAAACAGUUACCAGCUUUUCCGCUGAUGCUGUUAUCGUUAAUGUUAUUUGGAUUCACAUCCGCUCAACGGGUUGCUCCAGGAGUUCCUCCACAACACUAUCAACAAGUUCCGGUGCAGCAUAAUCAGCAGCCACAAUAUCAACAACAACAACAGCAACAAAUACAUCAUGCGCCAAAUGUCAAUCCUCAGCAUUAUCAACAGCAAGUGCAAUAUCAGCAGGUGCCCGUGCAACAGCAACAACAACAGCAGUAUCAACAACAACAACAGCCGCAAUUUCAACAACAGCAACCACCUCAACAACAACAACAAUUCCAACAACAGCCUCCACAACCGGUACAACAACAAGCGCCACAUGCACCUCAUCAAGCUCAUCAUGGUCAACAGCAAGUGUUGAAUGCAGCCAACAUACAAGAUGAGAGAGCUCACAUUCAGGAACACAUGCAGGUUCCGAUUGAUACGAGCAAAAUGUCUGAGGCAGAGCUGCAAUUCCAUUACUUCAAAAUGCAUGAUUCUGAUAACAACAACAAAUUGGACGGUUGUGAGCUCAUAAAAUCACUUAUUCACUGGCAUGAGCAAGGAAGCAAAGAGCAACCGCACAACGAACAGACGCCACAUGUGGAAGAAAAGAUCUUCUCUGAUGAAGAGCUAGUGGCAUUGAUCGAUCCCAUUCUUCAAAUGGAUGAUACGUCACGCGACGGCUAUAUUGACUAUCCAGAAUUUAUAAAGGCACAACAAAAGGCUGUGGCAGCAUCACAACAAAAACAACAACAACAGCAGCAGCAACAACAGCAACAGCCACAAAGUGGAAAAUAAGAGAUGCAAUGAAACAUGUUUCUUAUUAUUUGUUGUUAGGUUAUCCCUAUUCUACUUAAGGAUUCUUAUGAUUCCAUGACAUAAUUUUUUGGCGCAAAAUUGUGAUUUGAAUUCAAUUUGUUUGCAAUUUCUUUAGUUCUUCUAUUUUUUUGUUUACAAUUUUUCAUUUUGAAUGUCGUCAUUCCAAACAAAAGGCAACUUUUCUAUUAGAUAUAGCUGUGCGCAUGAACAAAUUAUAUAUUUAGCAAAUUAAUUUCACCAUUUCUUCUCGAAUCUCUUUCUUCUUUGGAUACCUAAUUUAUUUAAUUAUCUUAGGUAAAUUUAUUUGUAUGUAGGUAUUUUAGAACUGUGCUCAUUACAACUACAUAAAAUGUGAACAAAGUUAGAUUUUCUACAAAAAUUUAAAUUAAAUAAAUAUUCAACGAAAAAAAGUAUGACAAAAAUUAUAAAGAGAAAAAUGUUUACUUAACCGUUUAAUGCAAAUAUUAGAAAUACAUGUUCGAAAAUUGACUGAUUAUGGCAUAAUUUCACAAAAAACACAAACAUACCUGUGAAAAUAUUUUUUUUUUUUUUAAUUUCGUUAGUAAAUCUGUACCGACAAGGCAUGCCAGCUCAAGUGGGUUAGAAUUAAGACUUUUCUACAAGAACACAAUCAUAAGUUUUACUUAAGCGACGAAACAGGGUUAGGUCCUCGAAAUGGCAGCCCUGGAUUGAAUAAAAUCCGUAACAAUUGCAGUAAUAUAGAACCUGUUUAGAAAAUUUAUGUAACUAAAAUUAUGAAAUAUUAAUAUUGGUAUUGUGAUCUAAAA